AACAAGAAGGUUAGGAAUCAAUUGGGUGGAUAUGUAACCCAUCUAUACAAUCGAAUCCAAAACGGUGUUGUUAAAGGCAUUCAUAUUAAGGCUCAUGAAGAGGAAAAAGAGAAAAAUGAAUCAUUUAUUCCAAAGGUUGGUGUUUUGGAUGUUGAAAAGAUCAUCGUGGAUUCAGUCACCUACGGUAUGAUUGAACACUACAAUAUUGAAGGGGAUAGUGGCCAAUUAGAUGUAAAUAUCCAUAUUCUAAGCAACUUCAAAGAUUGA
Medioppia subpectinata is the source of this 267-nucleotide messenger RNA. The record is from the annotation of a GenBank genome assembly. Lineage: Eukaryota; Metazoa; Arthropoda; Arachnida; Sarcoptiformes; Oppiidae.